UCAUGUGUAUAUCAAUUUGUGUUUACACGUAUGAGCUUUCCAUGUGAGCACACAGACGCAUGACGGUGGAGGAGACAUCAUGGGACAGAAGCUUUGGGUCCGUGUGUCCAAGUGUCAGCUCCUAAUCAUCUGCCUCUUCAUGAUGCUCCUGGCACUUGCCGGCUGCUUUAUGACUGCCAUAACUGGGUCAGGGAGUCAUUUCGCUAUCCUGACCAAGUGCGCCCCUGCUGAGAACCCACUCAGAGGAGUUCAUCUUGCAAUGGUGGUGUAUGGUGGAAGCACCUGUUCUUUUCUCUUCCUCAACAUUCUACUCAGUUCCCUCUCUGUUCUACGAGAGUCACAGCGUUUGAUGGCAAUUACCUUUCUGGUGUUUGGUUGCCUGUUCUGUGCUCUGAUGGCCGGAGUCACUUGGACACAUGAAUCUCAGGAAGAGGUAGAAUCUUUGUUCCUAGAUGUCUAUGAUGGUCUGUAUGACCAGGUUCUCCAAGAAUCUCAUGAAGGUAGGAGAGAAGAUCUACUGAGCAUACAUGAAAAUUUCCACUGCUGUGGGAAGAUUGGAAGUUGGAACCAGGGAGUUCUCCAGGCACGACACCUGUGCGAGUCCAUGACAGAGACAUUGGACUGUGUGUUGGUUAUCUCCGCUGCAAUAAACAGUCACUGGCAAUGGAUAACAAACAUUCUGCUGCUAACCUUGGGAUUCACAGUUUAUGGGAUGAUCCUUUCCUCCUUCCUUUGUUUCAGUUUCCAGAGAGCUACAAGUUGGGAUCGCAGAGGCAAAUACAACCUGAAUGAUGCUAUGAACUGGCCCCAGGGCCAAACUGCAGAUACCCCUUUAACUCAACUGCUUCCCUCCCAACAUGCAAAGUGA
Messenger RNA from Spea bombifrons (plains spadefoot toad), 868 nucleotides. It is a transcript of the gene TSPAN32, whose product is annotated as tetraspanin 32. Gene Ontology annotation, cellular component: membrane. Bases 80 to 868 code for a protein of 262 amino acids. The transcript is spliced from 8 exons. Lineage: Eukaryota; Metazoa; Chordata; Amphibia; Anura; Pelobatidae. The record is from RefSeq and is a predicted model, not a curated record.